AUGUGCACUGGUGUAAUCUCUUUCACCGAUAUGACUGAGAAGAUCAUCGAACAACAUGAUCAGGAAGCAGCCCCAGAUCGCUUACCAGUGCUUCCAAGCAAGCCCUCAAGCGACCAGUCAGGAGAAAUCGUUAUCCCUGAACUAGCCAUAUCUCAAUGGAGAAGGAUCGUUCUAGCAGGCUUGAUGAUGUUUACAACUUUUAUCGCUUCGGCGACUAUAGCGGGCUCACUGCUGAUUAUUCCUGCGAUGUCCGCUGAUUUAGGCAUAAAAGAUCUUCAAGCUCAAUGGAUCAGCUCAGCAUAUUCUCUGGCGAAUGGUUGCGGGCUACUGUUCUUCGGUCGAGUAGCAGACUUGUACGGAGGGGAAUAUCUCUUUCUUCUCGGAAUGGGCUUGUACACCUUGUUCAGUGUAAUAUCAGGUUUUGUCAGACAAAGCACGGCUCUGUGCGUCGUCCGAGCUCUCGCGGGCCUUUCUUUAUCUAUAGCUUUACCAGCAGCUUUCGGUAUAAUAGGAAGGACAUUUCGGAGUGAACCUUCACGUACAAUCGCUUUCGCAUCACUCGCACUUGGAGUUCCAAUCGGGGCAGGUCCAGGGCAGGUUAUAGCAGGCUGUAUGGCAGGCGUUAGUCCGAAGUCGUGGCAAUACAAUUUCUUUAUAUUGGCUGGAUUAGCGAUAAUUCCUUGUCUACCUGGAAUCUUCAUCAUCCCCUCUGAACCCAGAAAGCAGAAACAGAUCUCAACGACGAAUAAUCGGGUGAAUAAAAAGUUCGAUUGGCUUGGAGCAGGAUUGAUUACUUCUGCUUUGGAUUUAAUCGGUUUUGGAUUGACUCAAGGUGGUCUGAUUGACAAGGGAUGGAAAGAGCCUUAUAUUGGGAUCUGCGUAGGACUGGCCGUUUUACUCUUCGCCGGAUUUAUUUACUGGGAGAAACGAACCAUCAAGAGUUCAUCAAACAUCGCUCCUUUGGUAAACCUUUCGAUGUUCAUACGAUAUGAUCAUAAAGUCACUGCUGUGCUCUGUGUGGCGUUUACAGGUUACUUGUCAGUCGCAGGAUGGAUGUAUUUAACAACGAUAUAUUUUCAAACGCUCUUACAAGAGACACCCUUAACGAACGCUCUACACGUUCUUCCAGCUCCUAUCGUAGGAGCUCUCGCUUGUUUCUUGGUGACUCUAUUGGCGCCCAGAGUACCUGCUCCAUACUUACUGGCUAUGGGAGGCUGCUGUACAGCUAUAGCUCAUAUACUAUUCGCUGUUGCUCCGCUUCACAGGACAUGGUGGAUCAAUGGUUUUUUGAGCAACUUGUUCAAUCCUUUCGGAGCGGAUUUUACGGUCGGAAUAGGAUCCAUACUGAUAUCCAAUCUGGUGAAUGAAGACGAACAAUCCAUCAGUGGAGCGUUAUUCCAAACGGCUCUUCAACUCGCUUCGACGUUGGGAGUAUGUCUGUGCAGUCUCACUCAGAAGAUCGUCAUGGAUAAAACUGGAUCAUUAGAGAAGGGAUUAAGGGUCGGGUUUUGGUUAAUGGCUGCAUUCAGUUUCUUUUCUGCUUUGAUCGCUUUGAUCGCUUUGAGAAAAGUCGGAUUGGCUAGAGAUAUCAGAAAGGUGACAGAAGGCAGUACUGCUUCUUGA
Kwoniella shivajii is the source of this 1623-nucleotide messenger RNA. RefSeq lists its product as uncharacterized. Gene Ontology annotation, cellular component: membrane. Bases 1 to 1623 code for a protein of 540 amino acids. NCBI's taxonomy places the organism in Eukaryota, Fungi, Basidiomycota, Tremellomycetes, Tremellales, Cryptococcaceae. Gene Ontology annotation, biological process: transmembrane transport. Gene Ontology annotation, molecular function: transmembrane transporter activity. The record is from RefSeq and is a predicted model, not a curated record. The transcript has 10 exons.